AACCCCUGCCGAGCCCGUGACCUGCAAGCACAAUAUUUGAUUUGGGAUCUAGGGCGGGCACCAGCCUUUGCAAAUCGGGAGACACACUCACAUGCUGCUUGACACACGGGAGAUCCCGGAGAAGAGCAGCGAGGCUUUGGAAAGGAGGCUCUUAGCUUGGUCCCACCAGCAUCAGCACCAUGCAUUGGGCCACCAUCCUGAUCAUCGCUGGGCUCUGCGGAGCCUCCCUGGGCCAGUACAAUGAAGAAGAAGACCUGGCUUGGUUACAGUACUACAUGCGGCAGUCCCGGAUGUCCUCCUACAACUACGUGCCCUACUACGAGGACGAGAACACCCCUUACGUGUACUCCUACCUCCCGGCUCCAGACACGGAGGCAGAGCCUGGCCCUGAAGCUCAGCAAACCCUUUCCUGGCAAUGUCCCCAAGAGUGUGAUUGCCCCCCUAACUUCUCGUCAGCCAUGUACUGUGACACCCGUAACCUGAGGUACCUGCCCUUCGUGCCUUCCCGGAUGAAAUACGUCUACUUCCAGAACAACCAGAUCGCUGCCAUCCAAGAGGGAGCUUUUGACAACGCCACGGAGCUGGAAUGGCUCGCGCUGCACAACAACCAGAUCACCAGUGAGAAGAUGGGCAAGAGGGUCUUUGCCAAGCUCAAAAACCUGGAGAGGUUGUACAUGAAUAACAACAACCUAACCAAGAUGCCCAGCCCCUUGCCCCGGUCCCUGAGAGAGCUCCACUUGUCUUACAAUCAGAUCUCCAAGGUUCCCUCCAAUGCUCUGGAGGGUCUGGAGAACCUCACAGCCCUGUAUCUCAGCCACAACUACAUUUUUGAGAUGGGAGCAUCCCUCAAAGGCCUCAAGUCUUUGAUCCUUGCUGAUCUGAGCUACAACCACCUCAGGAAAGUCCCUGAUGGGCUCCCAAUGGCUUUGGAACAGCUCUACCUAGAGUACAACUACAUCAACACCAUCCCUGAUGACUAUUUCAAGGUCUCUCCCAAACUGCUCUAUGUACGGAUGUCUCACAACAGCCUGACAAAUCAAGGUCUCUCUACCAACACUUUCAACAGCAGCAGCAUCCUUGAGCUGGACCUCUCUUACAACAGGCUCCAGAAGAUCCCUCGGGUCAGCACCAACCUCGAGAACCUCUACCUUCAAGGGAACCAAAUCAACGAAUUCUCCAUCAGCAGCUUCUGCACCGUGGUGGACGUCAUGAACUACUCCAGGCUUCAGGUCCUGCGGCUCGACGGCAACGAGAUCAAGCGGAACGCGGUGCCCCCCGACGCCCCGCUGUGCCUGCGGCGUGCCACCAUCAUCGAAAUCUAGCCUGCCUCCCCCCCAGCCCCCUCCCCAUCCUCAGGACUUGGCUCCCCUGUUCCCAGGG
Messenger RNA from Tauraco erythrolophus (red-crested turaco), 1380 nucleotides. The record is from RefSeq and is a predicted model, not a curated record. NCBI's taxonomy places the organism in Eukaryota, Metazoa, Chordata, Aves, Musophagiformes, Musophagidae.